Tinamus guttatus (white-throated tinamou) is the source of this 492-nucleotide messenger RNA. RefSeq names its product cornichon family AMPA receptor auxiliary protein 3 (gene CNIH3). Gene Ontology annotation, biological process: vesicle-mediated transport. The record is from RefSeq and is a predicted model, not a curated record. Lineage: Eukaryota; Metazoa; Chordata; Aves; Tinamiformes; Tinamidae.
CUCCCCGCCAUGGCCUUCACCUUCGCCGCCUUCUGCUACAUGCUGUCGCUGGUGCUCUGCGCCGCCCUCAUCUUCUUCGCCAUCUGGCAUAUAAUCGCCUUUGAUGAGUUACGGACAGACUUCAAAAGCCCAAUAGAUCAGUGCAACCCAGUCCACGCACGAGAGCGAUUGAGAAACAUUGAGCGUAUUUGUUUCCUCCUGCGAAAGCUGGUGUUGCCAGAGUACUCCAUCCACAGCCUUUUCUGCAUAAUGUUUUUGUGUGCUCAGGAGUGGCUCACACUGGGGUUAAAUGUUCCUCUGCUUUUUUAUCACUUCUGGAGGUAUUUUCAUUGCCCAGCAGAUAGUUCAGAACUAGCAUAUGAUCCACCUGCAGUCAUGAAUGCAGAUACCUUGAGUUACUGUCAAAAAGAGGCCUGGUGUAAGCUAGCUUUCUAUCUCCUUUCCUUCUUCUACUAUCUUUACUGCAUGAUCUACACUUUGGUGAGCUCUUAA